Messenger RNA from Acytostelium subglobosum LB1, 312 nucleotides. RefSeq lists its product as hypothetical. The record is from RefSeq and is a predicted model, not a curated record. NCBI's taxonomy places the organism in Eukaryota, Evosea, Eumycetozoa, Acytosteliales, Acytosteliaceae. The transcript has a single exon. The annotation marks the transcript as partial.
AUGAGGAUAGAAAGAAGAAGAGGGAGAAGUUACAGCAACAGAAGAAGAGAAAGCUUGAAGAGGAGGAGAAGAAGAACAAAAUGGCAAUGGACUUUGAUGAGGUCGAGCUGGAAGGAAACACUCGUGGCAAAAAAAAGGUCAGACGUUCAAGCGACUAAUGUUUGGAUCACAUGUCAAUUCAUUCAUUCAUUCAUUUAUCAUUUAUUCAUUCAUUUAUCAUUUAUUCAUUCAAUCGUUCAAUCACAAUCCGAUCAUUCACAAGCAUAUAAUAAACUUUGUAUGCAUGUUGUUAACUCCAAACAUGUUUGGAAC